UCGACGAUCGUCUUGUCACUCGAAAGUGCGUUACCAUUCUGGCAACAUUGGUUUCAUGUGUCUAUUUCUUGUCCAAUCUUGUGCUCUUUCAUUGUGUCAAUAUUUUACAAUUCAUCUAUGAACUACUCAAAUCUUAUUCUAUCCCUUAUUAUUGUGUGGAAGUGUGAACUUUGUGAUAUUGGACAUUUAAGUGCAUUCUAAAUAUAAUAUAAUAAAAAGAAUGCUUUAAAAAAAUUAUAAAAAAUAGAAUAGAUUCUUUCUUCUUUUAUCAAUUUAUUAUAUAUUAAGAAAAAAAAAUGCCUACGGAAACGUUUUCAAAAGAGCUAGAUGCUCAUAUUGUGACUUUACUUACGAGGAUCUCUUCGUUGAAGGAAAAUAAUACAGAACUCUUGGAGAAGAAAGCGCCUAUGUCUAUAGAAGCUCGCAGCUUAGAACUUUGGAGAGCAGUGGCUGUCGAGUGUUUCGCUACUUUUCUUUUCAGUCUUAUCGUAUCUGGCGCAGCUGCGUCUUCCGCGGUUUCUGGAAGCGGACUCUCCGUCUUAGCCACUGCUAUAGCAUCCGGCUUUGCAAUUUCGGCAAUCUGCUUCAUCUUUGGUCAUAUCAGUGGUAGUCAUGUGAAUCCAGCUGUCUCAGUAUCUUUCGCUUUGUGUCGACGAAUCUCUCUCCUACGAGCUGCUCUCUACAUUGCUGCACAGUGUGGAGGUGGUAUAGCCGGUGCUGCAAUGUUGUAUGGAGUAACCACGCCUUCGAACACGCAAACCUUAACUUCCCUAGGUCGUCUCGGGGGACCUAUUGAGAGGCUUCUUGUAGAAUUAACGCUUUCGGUGUUGAUAGUUCUGGCCCAUUUCACAUCAGAAUCCUCAAAAACUUUACCAAUGUUAAUCUCUUCAAAACCAGCCGGUGUAUUAGCCGCGGCUUACACGGCGGCUACUUUAGUUUCAAGUCCGUUUUUAAAUCCCGCUCGAGCACUCGGGCCAGCGUUUGUAAGCAACCGUUGGGACAACCAUUGGGUUUAUUGGGUAGGCCCAUUAUCCGGAAGUGCAAUAGCAGCUCUCCUUCACGAAUACGUUCUAAAUUCGAAACAAUCGAGGGAUCCACGAGAUAUAGAUGAUGGCGACAAUUCGUCGAUGAGAUCUGACGAGGAUACUUACGACGAUUUGGACAAACCGUCUGGUCCCAAAUUCUCCAGCGCGUAUGCAACCUAUCGUCCAGUUGCUGGAGCAUCCUCAUCGAUCUACAGUGCACCCCCUACUGCCUUGGAACGCGUCGAAUCCAUUUAUGGUGGGACGAAAUCGCUCUAUUGUAAAUCACCUCCCUUGACCAGAGCGAAUCUGAAUCGUUCGCAAAGUGUGUACGCCAAAUCGAGUUCCGGGACGCGGGACGGCUUGAUGAUCCCUAAACCGGGCCCAUUGGUCCCGGCACAAAGCCUGUAUCCAAUUAGAAUAGGUCAAACCGGUUCGAGCUCGGGCAGGGAGAGUCAACAGCAAAAUGGUCAAAAUCAAAAUUCUCAAAAUCAUAAUAGCACGAAUCAGAACAUGCAAAAUCAGUUGCAACAAUGCACGCAAAGUAUUUAUGGGAUCAGGGGGAUUUCUACAACUCUGAGUACAAGGGAGAAUGGUAUCUAUGGUGUGUCUACAGGAUCUAGUAUAUACGGGAGGGCUCCAGCUCCUCCUCCAAGUAGUCAAAAUUCUCAACAAUCGGGUUCGAACGUCCAAUCUUCCGCUCAAAAUCAUCAUCAGCAACAGCAACAGCAGCAGCAACAACAGCAGAAUGGAACAUUGUCCACCAACUCGGAUAACGCCGUGAAUUCUAGAAGACCGGAAAGUAUGUACGGGCAUGUUUCUAGGCGAAGUGAUGAUUCUGCGUAUGGUAGUUAUCAAGGUUCGACGCGAGGGAAUUAUGGGAAGAUACCUGGGCCCCCUGGAUCAACGGGACCUUCCAAUGGAUCAACCGGCGCUCCUCAGUAUCGCGAACAAGGAAGACCUAGUCCAGCUGGGCCAUUACAACAAAAUCAGCAAAAUAGUUUCCAAAGAAAUUCGCCAAAUCCUCAAUAUUGACUGUAAAUUUCAUAAAUUUGGUGAUAAUUUUCGUUUAAGAUAUGAAAGAUGGUUAGAUUAGACAGUUUAAAGAGAACACGUCUCCUGUACCGACCUUUAUGAAGUUCAUUAGAAAUUAAGAGCAGUCGUUGAAUAAAAAUGGGGAUAUGAUAAAUUUUUGUAGCAACAAAAGGAGAUAUUGCAGUGCCAUUUUAUAAUUGUUGUUGAAGAAUGUAGAGGACAAUUGCAGAAAAUGCUUAAUACUGAAAUUGUUCAUGUUUCAUGGAUCUUAGAAUAAUAUUGUAAUUAUAUUCAUCGUUUCUUCAAAGUGAAAGUGCAGGAUUUAAUUGAGAUUUCUUAGCAGCAAUUUUUAAUAUACUACUACAAUGAAUCGAAUAAGAAAAAAUAAUUGUUAUCCUGCAUUUUAUAUAAAUUUUUUACCUUGCCCUUGGGCAUUAAUAGAUAGAUUUUUAAAUUAAACUAACUCGAUUAUCAAAUUCGAAAGCAAUCAAUUUUGAUAUUUUAAUGAUUAAUUAUCAAAUAGUUUUUUUGAUUAAUCGGUAAAAUAAACUGAUCAAAGUUACAAUCAGUAUACCGCCACACAAGACUGAUUUCACAAAUAUUUUAUAUAUGACGUUAAAGAAUAAAAAAUAUUUCUUAUUCAUCGAAGAUCAAAUUUGAAAAUUUAUGCAACAUUUGUUUUGUAUAGUUUAUUGUCAUCGAUUUUCGAUCUAAUAAAAGAAGAACAAUUUUAUACUACUUUUAUAUGCGGUUCGAUAUUUAUUUAAUAUAAUAUGCUGUGUAUGAAUGUAUUGUAUGUGUGCGCGUAAGCCUAUUGUGUGUGAAUAAAUGUAUUAAAAUACUGUAUUUUAAAAAACUUAUUAUAAAGUCAGUAUAAAAAAAAAUAUUUACAAAUAUUAUGUAAAGUAAUUUAAUAUAAUAGAAAAAUGAAAACGAAUAUUCACCGAAGAAUGUAGAAAUCGGUAGAAUUCAAUACAAGUAUUUUGUAUAUAUUAAAUUUUAUAUUUAUUAUUUUUAUUGUAGAUUAUAGAAAUGUAGAAUUAUUGUUAUAUUCAUUUUGUGCAUGAAAGUAAGA
Molecule: messenger RNA, 3132 nt
Organism: Apis laboriosa (Himalayan honeybee)
Lineage: Eukaryota; Metazoa; Arthropoda; Insecta; Hymenoptera; Apidae
Gene: bib
Product: neurogenic protein big brain
Exons: 4
Coding region: 297-2057 (586 amino acids)
Biological process (GO): transmembrane transport
Cellular component (GO): plasma membrane
Molecular function (GO): water channel activity
Source: RefSeq, a predicted model, not a curated record